This is a messenger RNA of Physeter macrocephalus (sperm whale), 2127 nucleotides long. RefSeq names its product forkhead box Q1 (gene FOXQ1). Bases 1252 to 2127 code for a protein of 291 amino acids. Gene Ontology annotation, biological process: cell differentiation; anatomical structure morphogenesis; regulation of transcription by RNA polymerase II. The record is from RefSeq and is a predicted model, not a curated record. Gene Ontology annotation, molecular function: DNA-binding transcription factor activity, RNA polymerase II-specific; RNA polymerase II cis-regulatory region sequence-specific DNA binding. The transcript has 2 exons. Lineage: Eukaryota; Metazoa; Chordata; Mammalia; Artiodactyla; Physeteridae.
GCAACUCAAGGUCAUCUCAGAAAGCGUAACCAAUUUCAAGUCCACUCGUUUAUUCAUUAAAGAAGGAAACAAGACAGAGACGGUCCUCAAAAUGAAGUCCCAAGAAGGACACACCAUGCGGCUCCGGUGGACGGUCACUGCAGAGUGUGUCCUGAGCGUUCUCCGCUGUUCGUCCCCCCCGGCCGCGACGAGAGGGGUUGUGGCACUAGGAAGCAGCCUCGUUUUAACCCCCAGAGAAGCCAACACACCGCGUGUAGCUGAGGGAGGCCGCGGGCCCCAACCCCGCCAGGUGUCCCUACAGGUGCCCCCCGGCCGUGCCCACUUGCCCAAAUCGCUUCCGUGAGCUCCAGGGCGCAGGGGCCCCUCCCGGGCGGGCGGACUCGCGGACACGCACGCUCGCGCGCGCACGCGCGCACCGCUGCCGCGCGCACGCUUCCCAUUGGCGGGAGGCGGAGGGCGGGGCCGGGCGGACCCAAAACAAACAACCUGCUGCCGCGCCGCCGCUUGGCCCCCGCCUGGUGCGCGCCCGCUCCGGAGCUGCGGCCACCUGGGCCACCUCGCUCCCCACCCUUCUCGGUUUGCGCCCAGGCCCCGCCCCCGCGGGGCGCCGCGGGGUUAUAUUGGGCCGGGCCGAAAGUGGAGGCGAGACGGAGCCGCGGCUGGCCGGCGUGGAGAUGCUGCUCCGGAGACCGGGGGCGGGAAGGCGGCUGCGGGCGCCACGGCCUCGGCGACUCUGCUCCGUGGGCGCUAGAGCCUGAAGGCCGGACCCUCCCCCCCGGCGUGGGUGGCACGCACAGCAGCCGGCACCGUCUCGGCCCGCGAGGACGCCUGGCUGGGACCGGGGACUUGCAGAGAAGAAACCCCCGUCUCGGGAACGGAAAGCAGAUGCGCACGCGUCCUCCUCCAGCAGGAACUCCAAGCCCCGCGCGCUCGGGCACCCGAGGCUGGAACCGCGGCCCUGCACGGCUCCCCCGAAGUCUCCACUCCUCCAACUGAAGACAACACGCCUCCCCCCAACAACUGCUCUCUCUCCGCCCCUCUCGGUUCACCCAAUAAGCACAACCCCUCCAAAGAAGAAUUCCAGUGGAAGGGGACUUCUGUCCGGAAAGCGACUGUCUCUCCAAGAGGAAGGCGAGCUCCGGGAGAGAGAGGCCAGGACCCCGGCCCCGGAUCGCCACCCCGCCCCCGACGCCCGCUGUCCAGGACCGCGCGGAGGAAAAGGGUACGCGCCGGGCGGGGACGGGCGCGGGCAUGAAGCUGGAGGUGUUCGGGCCCCGCGAGGGCCUCGGGGACAAGCCGGGGAGUGACCUGGAGGGGGCGGGCGGCCGCGACGCGCCGUCUCCGCUGUCGGCCGCGGGCGACGACUCCCUGGGUUCGGACGGGGACUGCGCGGCCAACAGCCCGGCGGCGGGCGGCGGCGCCGUGGCGCUGGCGGGCGGCGGCGAGCGGAGCGCGGGCGGAGGGCCGGGCGCGGCGGAGGCGGGCGCGGCGGCGGCGGGGGGCGCGGGCGGCGGCGCGGGCGCGCGCGGUAAGCCGUACACGCGGCGGCCCAAGCCCCCGUACUCGUACAUCGCGCUCAUCGCCAUGGCUAUCCGCGACUCGGCGGGCGGGCGCCUGACGCUGGCCGAGAUCAACGAGUACCUCAUGGGCAAGUUCCCGUUCUUCCGCGGCAGCUACACUGGCUGGCGCAACUCCGUGCGUCACAACCUCUCGCUCAACGACUGCUUCGUCAAGGUGCUGCGCGACCCUUCGCGGCCCUGGGGCAAGGACAACUACUGGAUGCUUAACCCCAGCAGCGAGUACACCUUCGCCGACGGGGUCUUCCGCCGCCGCCGCAAGCGCCUCAGCCACCGGGCGACGGCCCCGGGCCCCGGGCCGCGGCCCCCGGACGCCGCGCCUCCGCCGCCCGCGCCCCCGCCGCGGCUGGGCGCGCGCGGGGCCGAGGCGCCGCCCCUCCUGCUCGCGCCCCUGGCCGCCCCGGCCCCGGUCCCCGCCAAGCCGCUCCGGGGCCCGGCCGCCUGCGCGCACCUGUACUGCCCCGUGCGGCUGCCCGACGCCCUGCACGCGGCCUCGGCCCGCGCGCCGGGCCCGCACCUGCCCGGCCCGCCCGAGACGCUCCUGGCCUGA